Molecule: messenger RNA, 1530 nt
Organism: Protopterus annectens (West African lungfish)
Lineage: Eukaryota; Metazoa; Chordata; Ceratodontiformes; Protopteridae
Product: cytochrome P450 2K3-like
Exons: 8
Coding region: 112-1488 (458 amino acids)
Biological process (GO): xenobiotic metabolic process
Cellular component (GO): intracellular membrane-bounded organelle; cytoplasm
Molecular function (GO): iron ion binding; heme binding; oxidoreductase activity, acting on paired donors, with incorporation or reduction of molecular oxygen, reduced flavin or flavoprotein as one donor, and incorporation of one atom of oxygen
Source: RefSeq, a predicted model, not a curated record
ACAGACUAUAAAUUCUUGGAUGUAACCUAACAGUCUCUUAUUCUUACCUCAGAUCUGAAAUAUUAUAAAAAGUGAUUAUUCAGUUAAAAUUUAAAAUAUUUAUUUUACAUUAUGUGGAUUUUAAACAUCCUAACUAGUUGGCUUUCUGUAUCCCACAUUAUUCUUCUUUCAUUUUUCUCUAUUUGUUACUUUUAUUUUAAAUCUAAAAAUUCAAAAGCUUUCAGAUUUCCACCAGGGCCAACACCACUUCCAUUGAUAGGAAACCUUCACCAGCUGGCUAUAAAGAGACCAGACUUGACUUUAAUGAAGCUUUCAGAAAAGUAUGGUACAGUAUAUACCUUUCACAUGGGCAUGCAAAAGGUUGUUGUACUGACUGGUUAUGAUACAGUGAAGGAUGCUCUUAUAAACCAUGCAGAAGAGUUUGGGAACAGAGGGAAAGUGCCUAUUUUGAAAAUGUCAUCCAAAGAAAUUGGUAUCGUUUUUUCUAAUGGAGAAUCUUGGAAACAGAUGAGAAGAUUUACACUAUCUACUCUUAGAGACUUUGGAAUGGGGAAAAAGACACUUGAAUCUCGAAUUCUAGAUGAAACUGCAGCUCUGAUAAAGGUUUUUGAAUCUUUUAGAGGGCAGCCAUUUGAGAAUACCUUGAUUAUGAACUCUGCUUUGGCCAACAUAAUCUGUUCCAUAGUGUUUGGACAGAGGUUUGAAUAUGAUGAUGAGAAAUUCAUUCAACUUCUAAAACUUAUAAAUGAGAAUAUCAGAUUGGUAGUAUCUGUUUUUGUUCAACUUUAUAAUGCAUUCCCUUUCCUGGGAUUUCUUCCUGGUGUUCACAAGAAAGUAAUUAACAACAGAGCUAGUUUUAGAAAAGCAGUAGAAAAGCUUCUCAUGAAAUCUAAAUCUACUGUUAAUGCCAGUGAUAUAAGAAGUUACGCUGACGCAUUCCUUGUGAAACAACAAACUGAGACAGCUAAAAAUGAAGCCACAUAUUUCUAUGAUGAAAACCUCACUGAGUCAGCAUCAAAUUUGUUUAUAGCUGGGACAGAAACAACAUCUACAACACUCCGCUGGGGUUUUCUUCUGAUGGCAAAAUAUCCUGAGAUACAAAAAAAUGUACAGGAAGAGAUAAACAGCAUUAUUGGGCCUAUGAGACCUCCUACUGUUGAAGAUCGUAAAAAUAUGCCAUACUGUAAUGCAGUUAUCCAUGAAAUACAAAGAUAUGGCAAUGUUAUUCCCAUGAAUGUUCUUCAUGAAACAUCUGUAGAUACUCAUUUCCAUGGCUAUUUUCUUCCAAAGGAAAAAGAGCUUGUCUUGGAGAAAAUUUGGCCAAAAUGGAGCUUUUCCUGUUCUUUGUUGUAUUGCUACAGAAAUUUACCUUUCAUCCUCCACCUGGUGUUACUGAAAAGGAACUUGAUCUUGAGCCAAGACUUGGAGCAACACAUUCCCCAAAACCUUUACUACUGUGUGCAGUACCUCGUUAAUGUUGGAUAUUAAUUUAAAUUGAUUUAUUUUAUGAAUAAAAUUGCAAUAAAACUA